Baudoinia panamericana UAMH 10762 is the source of this 1752-nucleotide messenger RNA. RefSeq lists its product as uncharacterized. The record is from RefSeq and is a predicted model, not a curated record. The transcript is spliced from 2 exons. Lineage: Eukaryota; Fungi; Ascomycota; Dothideomycetes; Mycosphaerellales; Teratosphaeriaceae. Gene Ontology annotation, molecular function: N,N-dimethylaniline monooxygenase activity; flavin adenine dinucleotide binding; NADP binding. Bases 1 to 1752 code for a protein of 583 amino acids.
AUGGCUCCAAUCGAUGUAGAUGUGCUCAUCAUCGGUGCCGGCAUGUCCGGCCUUGGUCUUGCGGUCCAACUUCUACGACACCGCUACAGUAACUCAUUUGAGCUGAUCGAGAAGUGUGAAGACGUUGGAGGGACGUGGCUGGUAAAUACAUAUCCAGGAUGCGGCUGUGAUGUAGCAAGCCACUUCUACUCAUACAGCUUCGCCUUGAACCCGGACUGGAGCCAAAAGUUCAGCAUGCGAAGCGAGAUCCAGGCCUACUUUCGCGGUGUCGCGGAGAAAUACAACAUCCUCCCUCAUAUCCGCUUCAAGUCGCAAGUUGAUGUUGCGCGCUGGAAUGAGAGCGAGCAGUACUGGGAAGUUACCGUCCGGAACUUGGCCACUAAGGAGACCUCCAUGCGCCGCGCAAAGGUUCUUGUAAGCGGUGUCGGCUCUCUCAGCGUGCCACGAAAGUGCCAGAUCCCCGGCGCGGACAGCUUCAAAGGACCGCUCUUCCACUCAGCAACAUGGGAUCGCAGUUUCGAUUGGAAAGGUAGGAACGUCGUUGUCAUCGGAAACGGCUGCUCAGCGACGCAAUUUGUGCCGAUCAUGGCGCCUGACACAAAACGCCUCACUCAAUUCGCACGCCAAGCUCACUAUCUCGCGGAGCGACCAAACCCGGUCUACGGUCCGCUCUUCAAGGCCCUCAUGCGCUACGUGCCGGGCGCGAUGCGAUUGUACCGUUUCAAGCUGUACGCGGACAUGGAGAAGGACUUUGCCGGCUUCGACACCGAGACUGGCCACAAGAUCCGUGACGCGCUCCGGGCGGAGAACGAGCGGUACGUGAAGAAGAUGGCACCGCAAAAGUACUGGGACGCGGUGACACCGAAGCACGAGAUCGGCUGUAAGCGCAAGGUGAUGGACACCGACUACCUCGCCACUCUGCAUCGAGAGAACGUGGAGCUCAUCCACGACGAUCCAGUAAAGGAGAUUACAGAAACCGGCGUCCGCACGCAAAGCGGCCGAGAAGUCACUGCCGACGCAAUCGUCCUCGCAACCGGCUUCGAAGUCUUCCGCAUGCUCUUCCCCAUGGAAAUCUACGGCAAAGACGGCCACAGUCUAAACGACUAUUGGGACAAAUACCACAAGGGCGCUGCCCAAGCCUACCUAGGCACCUGCGUCCCGGGCUUCCCUUCGUUCUUCACGCUCAUGGGUCCCAACACCGUCACCGGCCAUCUCUCCGUCAUCUACACAGUCGAAUGCCAGAUCAACUUUGUCCUGCGCCUGGUCGGACCAAUACUAAGAAGCAUGCACUCCCCACAUACCGGCCUCCUCUCAUCGAGCCAGGAGAUCGAAGCGGUGGAUGUCAAGGCCGAAGCGGCGACACGCGACAGUAACUGGAUGCAAGCGAAGCUGCAAAAACUCGUCUGGUCUUCUGGCUGCACGAGCUGGGCGCUUGAUCCGGAAACGGGCCUCAAUAUCGCCAUGUACCCGCAGUAUCAGUUCAUGUUCUGGUGGCGCAGCGUGUGGGUUCCCAGUAGAGACUUUUUGUACGAUGUUCUGGAUACACGGCAGGGAAAGCAUACGUACAAGAGUUUGGUUGUGGGUGGGUGGAAGGGGGUGCAGCAGUUUGUGAGUAUGGCGUUGCUCGUGGGCGUGUUGGCUGCGGGCGCGGUGGGCGUGAGGCGGGCAGGUGGGUUGGCGGAGACGAGGGGGGUGGUUGAGAGGGUAGUACGGAUGCUUGUUGAGCGGAGUCGGAGUCUUGUCAGGGCAUGA